Molecule: messenger RNA, 3269 nt
Organism: Hippoglossus stenolepis (Pacific halibut)
Lineage: Eukaryota; Metazoa; Chordata; Actinopteri; Pleuronectiformes; Pleuronectidae
Product: phospholipid scramblase 2
Exons: 8
Coding region: 399-1364 (321 amino acids)
Biological process (GO): plasma membrane phospholipid scrambling
Cellular component (GO): plasma membrane
Molecular function (GO): phospholipid scramblase activity
Source: RefSeq, a predicted model, not a curated record
AAAAAUAUCUGCAGGGGGACAGUCUUCACAUGAAACAAACAGAGCCCUCUUAUUAAAUACAAGACAUCUGUUUCCUCACGUUCAAAUUAGGAUUAUGUUCAUGGACGCACUCUGAAACCCUAAUGGAAGUCGUGUGAGGCUGAGAAAGGGGGGAGGAGACAUAGACAACAUUUCUGGGAGGGAGGAGAGACAGCAAAAGAGAGAAACGAGAAACAGGUUAGGCAGGAGACGAUUGACUCUUUGCUGUGUGGACCCAGGGAUUUCUCUCAGUUUCUUUUCUCUGGCACUUUUCUUGGUGGCACAGUGAGGACAUCACAACAGAGAGUUUCCCAUAGACAACCCCUGGGAGUGGACGAGAAAGUGCCCUGAGGUCGGGAAAAAAGCUCCUCGCCAUUGACAUGUCUGCUCCUGGUUACCCAGGCGCCUACAACCAGCCGCCCUAUCCCAUGCCUCAGCAAGGAGGACAAUCCAUUGCCCCUUAUCCUGUUUCUCAGGGAGGGUAUGGAGAGCCGGGUCAAGCUCCUCCCCCGGGCUUCAAUAUGGGCUACGACCCAGGCCAGCCUCCAGUCAUGUACCAGCCAGCACCAGUCGCCACAGCUCCCGGGAUAGAGUAUGGAGGACCUCCCGGGAUAGAGUAUGGAGGACCUCCCGGAGCGAUCUCCCAGGCCCCGGCAGUUCCUGUCGGGGUACCUCCAGGGCUUGAGUACCUCGCACAGAUCGAUCAAAUCCUGAUUCACCAAAAAGUGGAACUCCUGGAAGCUUUCAUCGGGUUUGAGACCAACAACCAGUACGAGAUAAAGAACAGUCUGGGCCAAAAGAUCUACAAGGCCAAAGAGAAGAACGACUGCUGCACCAGGAACUGCUGCGGCUCGCUGCGCAGCUUCGACAUGAAGAUUAAGGACAACCUGGACAGGGAGGUCAUCCGCCUCAUACGGCCGUUCCGCUGCGUCUCCUGCUGGUGUCCCUGCUGUCUGCAAGAGAUGGAGGUCCAGGCACCGCCCGGCACCACCAUAGGCUACGUGAAACAGGUCUGGCACCCUUUCCUGCCUCGGUUUUCCAUCCAUGGAGCGGACAAGGAGACGCUGAUGUCACUGGAAGGGCCCUGCUUCGCCUGCAACUGCUGUGGGGAUGUCAACUUUAAACUGAAGGGGAAAGGUGGAGACAAAACCAUCGGUCGCAUCAGCAAGCAGUGGAGCGGUCUCCUGAAAGAGGUCUUCACCGACACGGACAACUUUGGCAUCCAGUUCCCACUGGACUUGGACGUGAAGAUGAAAGCUGUGCUCAUGGGAGCCUGCUUCCUCAUUGAUUUCAUGUUUUUCGAGAAAGUUGGCGAGGCCAACCAGCGCAGCAGCGUGUUUUCAUAACAGAGGAAAAAGAAAGGAGGGGAAACAACAGCAUGGGAGGACGGACUUUAUCCAGUUAUGCAUGCUCUGUUUAUUAACUUUUUCUUAUUUCUUUUUUAAUCUUCACAAGAUUCCAGCCAAUAUGGUGCUAACACCACAUGUUCAGACCAAUACGAGCUAAUGAACCCGUGAUUCCAGACGUCUGACGCCAUGUUGCCUUACACUCCAUGUUUAAAUUUUUAUCGAUGUGUAUCAGCUGAGAUUUCAUCUUUACCAAAAGAAAUCAACUUAACCUCCAUGUCUUUCUCAGUGCCUACUAAAAAGAGAAAUAUAUGCAAAUAUAUACACACAGGAGAUUUUAAAUGUCUCUAUGCUACACUGGUAUUGACUUUUCAUUAUUUAUGCUCUGCGUUUAGCGAUUAUUAUUGCACUUGUAUACAUUCUUGGAGAGAAGAAUAGACCAGACAGAAGCAGUCUGUCGCUCCACCACUUUGGUCAAGACUGAAAUAUUUCAACAACUUCCGGGUGAAUUGUCAUGUAGUUCUGAACAGACUUUCAUGGUCCACAGAGGACGAACUUUAGUCAUCUCAAACUUUAGCUCAGAAGCUGUGUGACCCAAUACCCUUUUUUAGCAUUUAACAUUUAGCUCGAAGCACUGCUUAGCCUAGCACAGACUCGUAGAGCUGAUAGAAGCCUCUUAGUAAACGAUGCAGACUUUAUCUUAUAACUUAUAAAACCAACUUAAGCACUACCGACAGUAAUCUAUUGUUAUUUAGCUUGUAUCGUGUGCUGGCUGUGAUCAUAGACUGCACAUGAAGAUGGACGACCUGUCUCCACUUCCUCCCACUUUCCAGAAAUGAUGGCAAAAUAUCUGGGAUGCAAACGCUGCCACUUUACGCAUUUGAAGCCAGAAGUGGUGAAGCCACGGUAUAGAGGUCCCAUCGAUACCUGUGCUCGACCAAUCGGGAUUUAUUUGACGUGUACUGUGACUUUUUAUUUUGGUCCGUGUCUCAUCCACUAACAUGGACGAGGCGGGUUUCAUGAUCUAUUCUGCAGCUAGCCGCCAGGGGGUGAUCACGAUGUUUACAGCACAGCCACGUCGGCCCUCUUUCUGUAAAGUCUAUGGGUGUGACAGUGAGACCAAUGGGAGGAUGUUGAAUAUCUUGUAGUCAGCGUUGACGUAUGCGCUGACAGUGUUUACCAAAGUGCUCUUUCUCUACCUCUCCACUGUCUUUCUCUUUCUCAAGCCUGGUCUGCAUGAUCUGAACAGAACUGUAGCUCCUGCGUGUUGUAGUUGUUGCCGUGGAGACCGGCGCCACAGUCAAGCCUCUCCCCUCAGUUUCUCCAGAUGCAGAUGCUGCUUGGGACUAGAGACAAUGUGAUGGAAAGUGGAAAAAACGGGAAAGGAAAUAAAAAAGCAGAAGUUGGAGUUAGUGAAUGUUGAUCUGACGUCGGGGGGGAAAAAACAGACCGUGUAUAAAAAGUGAGGUUACUAAGGAAAUAUUCAGUCGUUUCUGCAGAGUGACCUGAAUGUGAACUCGGGAUAUCUGGCCUUCAGAAUAAUUUUCAAACGGCCGGUUAAUGUUGAUUACUGCCAUUUGAUUCAUAUAAUCAUCCUCAUGAAAUAACAUGGGUGUGCCUCCAUUGGGGCUCGAAUGCCACUAAUGCUCUUCAAUCCAAACUCUGUAUUGCACUGUCUGCAACUGUGUCUUAUUAUACGUGAAAACUGUAUAUAUACGCAGCCUCUGAGGAUGUACAGUACACAUUUGUUCAUCGGCUCAGGUUCAUCUGCAGAUUGUGCCUUUUUCAAUCAGUUAAAUCUGCAGCCGACAGCAACCGUACGCAUCUUUGUGCUACUUUCCUUUAAUGUGUAUCUUGUGAUUGUUUAUAUACUUUUUUUUACAUAAAGAAUACGAUGUAGUUGUU